AUGGAUAUGCUUGAACAGAGUCUGGACACCGCAAGCCAAGAAAAGCAAGAAGAAGAGGUUGUCCAGGCAUCUGAGGGGGAAGAGCAGACGUCUGUAACAAUAGCCAGUGUUCAGCAGGCUGCAGCAUUUGGAGACCACAACAUCCAAUAUCAGUUCCGCUCAGAGGGUGGCCAAGUGACAUACCGUGUUGUUCAGGUGUCCGAUCAGCACGUUGAUGGACGAGAUGAUGCAGGAGGAGCAGUGAGCGUCGUUUCAACAGCUGCUUUUGCUGGGGCUCCUCAGGCUGUGGCUCAGGCUGUGAUCCAAAACCCGUUUAGUAAUGGAGGAAGCCCAGCAGGCGAGGCAGUGGGAGGAGAGACCCGCUUUGCUUACUUCCCUGCAACCGCAGUGAGCGACGGGACCGUGUCAGUGCAGGCCACCUCAGACCCAACCCUCACACAGGCAGGGGGUCAGUUUUAUGUGAUGAUGACACCCCCUGAUGUCAUUCAAGCAGGCACGCCACGAACCAUCGCCCCACGCACGCAGCCCUACCCUGCAGAUGAAAACGAGCUGCUGCAACAUGAAGGUUUAAACUGGAAAAUGGAUGGACCGCGAACGCCACGAGAUGAAAGAAGACGAGCGCAACAUAAUGAAGUUGAAAGGCGACGAAGAGACAAAAUCAAUAACUGGAUCGUCACACUUUCCAAGAUGAUACCUGACUGCACUAUGGACAGCACCAAGACUGGAGCAAGCAAAGGAGGCAUCCUCUCAAAAGCUUGUGACUACAUCCGUGACCUCAGGCAAAGCAACCAGCGGCUGCAGGAGAGUCUGAAGGAAGUGGAGAGGAUACAAGUGGACAAUGCGUUGUGCAGGCAGCAGAUUGAGGAGCUGAAGAACGAGAACGCGUUGCUCCGAGCGCAGCUCCAGCAACACGGCAUCGAGAUGGUCGGAGAGACGCCGCCGCAAUAAUCGAGAUGAAAACAAUAGGGAGGAGCACCAACCACUUAAACGUGUCACUGAUGCUUUAGAGGAGGGGGAAAACAGCAGACGAGAUGAUUGGAAAAAGACUUGUGGAGAAUCACUUUGUUUUCAGUGAUCGCCGCCUCCUCCAGCUUCCAGGUCACGAACCCUUCACCUGCCAUUUGUGGCUGCACUUGACUGUUCCAGUCCUAUCGAGAUAACCACCCGUUGUGGCUCAGUAGAAGUGUUCUCCAAGAAAACAUGUCCUCUCACCUCUGUCAGAGUGCCGUACCAGCACAAGCAAUGAAAACAGAACCUCUGCUGAACUUCUCCUGUGAUUAGUAUGUAUGUAGCCUCACUAAUGGACUAUGAUUUUUGUUAUCUAGGUUUGAUAUUUGCAUUUCCGUUUUCUCCCCAUUCUUAAUUUUGUCAUAGUUCUUGCUUUUAUCCUGUUGGUGUUUUUGAGUUUUGUAUUAAUAAGUUGUUUUUAGGUCAUAAUUUAUUAGUCUGGUUGCUGAUGGAAGACUUGACGGAGACCAGUUACGUUAAAACUUGUGCACCAACCCCCACAGGAGCAGGCUGAAUUUUGAAAGUGAGAAAACAUCAAAGUUAGUAAAACCCGAUUCUGGAGACGAGAAUAAUGUGAAACACAUAUUUUACCUACAUCCAAAGACAAACAAGAGGCUGUGGAGCCGACGCCUCCGGGCAGAUUUAUGUAAAUACGACUUCUCAUGUUUAAUACAGAUGUUACAGAAUGUUAGAGCGGAUUAUGUCUGGGAGUCAACAAUCAAUAACUCAUUAACUCCAUGCUGGUCCUUCGUCACACUUAUUACCAUGAAGUGUGUGCAAUCUUGAAGCUUGAUUUGAGGUAAAAAAAAAAAAAAAAAAAAAAAGGAAAGAAAGAAAGACCGGGGUAUACUUGAAAUGUUGGGCAUUUGCUUGAUUGAAGAAAGUCAAAACAAAUCACUUGUAAAGUUCCUAAUUUUUUUAAAUUGUAUUUGAGUAAAGAGUAUGUGCAAGAGCAGAAUAAGCAGACAAUUUCCAAUGGAGCACUUCGGACUGCAGGCUGGAGAGCAACGCAGUACAAUUUUUUGCCAAGCCAUGUUCAGGUACUGUGGGUUUAUGGUUUUCGUCUUUCAUUCAUGUAUGGUUAAACUGUGUCUCAAAACGUGCAGGAAUAAUCCCUAUUUGCUUUGUUGCAAGAUGUUUGCCUGUAUUUUGGUGUUGCAAAUCUUCAGACGGAGCUCAUCUUGCAGGGAGGAAAGCACCCUGGAGAGCAGCACUCAAAGAGUCUGCUUACUACAAAAAAAAAGCGUGCGCAGAAAUUGUGAAAUCAUGAGCACGACUUCUCCAGGAAAUCUGAGAACAAUUCAGAUGGAAGCUCCCAUUUUUUUGACCAAUAAGUAACUGUGUAGCAACGAUUCAAGUCAAUAUUAACAUUGUUGACAAGUUUUUUCUGAAUGAAUAUACAUGAUGUAUUUUUUUUUUUCUUGCUUUUGGCAAAGGAAGUGAAACGGGGGAACAAAGCUAAAAUUUGGAGCUACUCAUUAAAGCACGAUUCUCCUUGUAUCAACAUCUCAGGAUCCAGCAAAGCAAAACCCAACACUGAAACCCCUGGCAAAAUCAGGCGGGCUGUCACAUUUAAAUAUCCAAGACUCCAUAAGUUUCAAACAGCAUUUUCAAAGCUUGUGCUUUGAAAAUGCUGUUCUGCUACAACUACUAGAUUCAGGCCUGAUGGAGAUGGUGCAGGUGGCUCAUCUAUCAAACGGGGCUCUCAGCCAAAGUUGAAUGAUAGAUGUGCAGUAGGAAUUCUUUUGGUCUUUUUAUUUUUAAACCACUCAGAGAAGAGCAGAAAAUGUAAAGAAUUAAAUAUUUGCUUUGGAAGGUGGAUCUUCACAAAUGAAAUGUCAUUUGUGUGUGAUUCUUUUGAUUUUUCUUUGCUUUUCUUUUUUUUUUUUUUUAAGUGGAAAGAGAGUAAAAAAGCAACUCCCUCUCUGUAGCAGCCUCACUGUUCUCAGGUUAGAGACAUCUUUUCUAAAUUAAAUGGUGAAAAAUAAAACUCACUUGCUGAUAGCCUUGA
Girardinichthys multiradiatus is the source of this 3019-nucleotide messenger RNA. Its product is annotated as upstream stimulatory factor 2. The record is from RefSeq and is a predicted model, not a curated record. Gene Ontology annotation, molecular function: DNA-binding transcription factor activity, RNA polymerase II-specific; RNA polymerase II cis-regulatory region sequence-specific DNA binding; protein dimerization activity. The coding region runs from base 1 to 948 and encodes 315 amino acids. Gene Ontology annotation, biological process: regulation of transcription by RNA polymerase II. The transcript has 11 exons. Lineage: Eukaryota; Metazoa; Chordata; Actinopteri; Cyprinodontiformes; Goodeidae.